AUGGAUGAACUUAAUUUACAUCCAUGUAUGAUACCAAUGGUUUGUUUAUUAAGACAUAUGGAAACAAAUGGAAUAAUUCCAAUAAAUGAUCGUAUAUCUGAAAUACCACCAUGGAUGAUAUGUAUGUACAAAAAAUUUAGUAAUCCACUUAUAACAUUUAAUAUAAAAUUAUUUCUUAUGUGUCUUAUUAUUCGUACACAUACAAUAUUUAAACCAUAUGCAUGUUAUUGGUUAACACCAAUAAUUCAUAUAUGUAAUCAAAUGUUUGAAAAUUCAUCUGAAGCUAAUGAAAUUUUACCAUAUUAUGUAUCACCAACACCAACAGGAAAUUUGUCACCUAUAACAACUAAUUCAAUAUUAACAACUAUACCAAAUGAUUUAACUGAAGAUAAAUUUAAUGAUAUAAUAUUUCUUAUGAUGAUGUGCUUUCCUAAUAUUAUAGUUUUGGAUGGUUAA
This is a messenger RNA of Rotaria sordida, 456 nucleotides long. The record is from the annotation of a GenBank genome assembly. Lineage: Eukaryota; Metazoa; Rotifera; Eurotatoria; Philodinida; Philodinidae.